GUUUGGGGCCUGCUGUUUCUCCAGUCACCGGCCAGUGCCACCAAGUGCCUCCCACCCUGCUCCUCCCACUCCCCUGCGGCUACCUUUUUCACUACUGUAGGCGACGCCUGCAGGCUUGCGCACACUCUCCUUCGUCUUUCUUUCUUCACAUACCAACAACACCUUUUGCAAAUCACCACCACCCUCUCUCUUCCUCUUUGGAUCCCUUGCAAUCCUGCUCAAUCUCUCGAGUCGUCACCGGUGCGAGUCCCACUGAUCUCUCUAUUUUCUUCCAACGGUAAGCUACCGCCCCCAGCAUCAUCGCCUCCUUCUCCAGCGGUCUACACGUACCCCACGUCUUCUUGCACUUGCACGGGACAACCCUCAACUGCGCCGCCAGUCACUUGGGCUUCGGUCGGAUGCAAGGAGCUGCCCUGAAUUCGCGCGGGUCUCUUGAUACACGUCCUUCACUUGUUCAACACCCUGUCGGCCCGCGAUCCCAACAGAAGUGGCCUCAUUGACGUUAAUUCCCGCACCUGGAUUGCCCACCCACUAUCUCAGUUUUGCACAGCUGCGACUGCGGCGGAACUGGAGGGAAAUCGUUCCUUGUGCAUAUUCUGUAAUCGCAAUACCAACUAUUACCGAUCCUAUCCGGCCUUAUCGCUGUCCGGGCUGUCUCCUUUCCUUUUUGAAUCACUUCGUGGUAUCCAAACAUCAAAAAUGGGUGUAGAGGAGUCAGUCUACUUAGCAAAGCUUGCUGAGCAAGCGGAGCGAUAUGAGGAGAUGGUCGAGAACAUGAAGGUCGUUGCCUCUGCAGACCAAGAGCUCUCCGUCGAAGAGCGAAAUCUCCUAUCGGUUGCCUACAAGAACGUCAUUGGUGCCCGGCGUGCUUCUUGGAGAAUCGUUACCUCCAUUGAACAAAAGGAGGAGUCGAAAGGCAACGAAGCCCAGGUCAAGCUGAUCAAGGAGUACCGCCAAAACAUUGAGAAAGAGCUUUCCAAAAUCUGCGAAGACAUCCUCGAUGUCCUCGACAAGCACCUGAUCCCAUCUGCUCAAACCGGUGAAUCCAAGGUAUUCUAUCACAAGAUGAAGGGCGACUACCACCGCUACCUUGCUGAAUUCGCUACUGCCGAAAAGCGAAAGGAAUCCGCGGACAAGUCUCUCGAGGCAUACAAGGCUGCCACCGAAGUCGCUCAAACCGACCUUGCGCCCACUCACCCCAUCCGACUUGGUCUUGCCCUGAACUUCUCUGUCUUCUACUACGAGAUCUUGAACUCUCCCGACCAAGCCUGCCACCUGGCCAAACAGGCAUUCGAUGAUGCCAUUGCUGAACUCGACACCCUGAGCGAAGAGAGCUACAAGGAUUCCACAUUGAUCAUGCAACUGUUGAGAGACAACCUGACUCUCUGGACCUCUUCCGAGGCCGAGCCCCAAGAGGCGCCAGCUGCUCAGUCAAGCGAAGCUCCCAAGGAGUCCGAGGCGGCGCCUGCGCCCGAGGCUAGCACAGAGAAGGCCGAGUAAAGAGGAUGUGUCCUUACUGGCCAUGAAGUCCGUUGGCAAAGAUAUCCCCCGCUGUCUCGGCGAGCAGACGAUGAGAAAGGGCUGGGCGGCAGCGUCACUUGCAACAAUCUUUCCCACUUAUCAUCCUCCCACUGAUAUUCCCCACCCCUUUAUCACCGACAGCCUUUUUGCAGAUGGGACUACGGCAGACAAGGUAAUCUGCGGUGGCUGUGCGACUACCAACAAUCCCCCGAUGGAAGAGUAGCUGCUUUAGGUACUUUUUUAGACCCAAAGACACAGGAGAAGAAUAGCAAUAUGUGAUCGGAUCAUUGUUUCUCCAUUUGCG
Messenger RNA from Cladophialophora immunda, 1825 nucleotides. RefSeq lists its product as uncharacterized. The record is from RefSeq and is a predicted model, not a curated record. The transcript is spliced from 5 exons. Gene Ontology annotation, cellular component: cytoplasm. The coding region runs from base 700 to 1500 and encodes 266 amino acids. NCBI's taxonomy places the organism in Eukaryota, Fungi, Ascomycota, Eurotiomycetes, Chaetothyriales, Herpotrichiellaceae. Gene Ontology annotation, biological process: signal transduction.